AUGAGCAGAAGGCGGUUGAAAACUCUCCUCUGGCAAUCAAUUUCCGCCAUAUCUCCGUCCCCUCUGAAGUCCAACCCAUUUUUCUCCACAAACCCAUCACAACCAUUCCCUUCUCCAUUCAAAUCCUCCCACCAAUGUCUAAAGCUUUGCUUUCCCAGAUUACUUUGCACUUCUUGGCAGGACAAUCUCGAUGGUCUGUUCGAUCCCAACUAUUUGUUCAAGCCGGAGAGUUCUGGAGUUGAGUCUAUUUCAGCAGAGGAAUUCGCCUCUCUGCGCGAUUCGGUGUUGGAUACCAGUGCUGGUGGUGGGUCUUCGAUACCAAAAUUUGAAUCAGCUAAGUUUUCUAACAAUGCCAUUUUGAUUUCGAAUGCUAUCAGGAAUAAUAAUGAUGAGUUUGAUGAACCCAGAAGUUUCUUAGGUAAACAAAUUGGGUAUAGUCACACUGCUCCUGUGUACAACGCGCUGUUAGAGUUAUUGGAGUGUGGUAAUAAGAGGGUAGCGGAACAUUUUCUGCAAGAAAUUAAGGGUGAUGAUAGAGAGGUGCUUAGGAAGUUGCUUAAUGUGUUGAUUCGGAAGUACUGCCAAAAUGGGUUGUGGAAUGUAGCUUUGGAAGAGCUGGGGAGGCUUAAGGAUAUCGGAUACAAGCCAACUCAAGCAACUUACAAUGCUUAA
Messenger RNA from Pyrus x bretschneideri (Chinese white pear), 672 nucleotides. RefSeq names its product pentatricopeptide repeat-containing protein At1g06710, mitochondrial-like. The record is from RefSeq and is a predicted model, not a curated record. NCBI's taxonomy places the organism in Eukaryota, Viridiplantae, Streptophyta, Magnoliopsida, Rosales, Rosaceae. Gene Ontology annotation, molecular function: protein binding. Bases 1 to 672 code for a protein of 223 amino acids. The transcript has 2 exons.